This is a messenger RNA of Trypanosoma conorhini, 1167 nucleotides long. RefSeq names its product putative NADH-cytochrome b5 reductase. Gene Ontology annotation, molecular function: cytochrome-b5 reductase activity, acting on NAD(P)H. The coding region runs from base 1 to 1167 and encodes 388 amino acids. Lineage: Eukaryota; Euglenozoa; Kinetoplastea; Trypanosomatida; Trypanosomatidae. The transcript has a single exon. The record is from RefSeq and is a predicted model, not a curated record.
AUGGGGUCUCCUAGUGGUGAAGGCGGCGGCGCCCCAGCGUCAGCUUCCUCCUGGUUUGGUGAUGGCAGCGGUUGCAAGGCGUGGCGGCGAAGGCGGCACCCACAGCGUGAGGCGGCACGUUGGUCCUACGAGUUACAAGACAUUCCUAAGCGUGUCAGAAAGCUUCUUUAUGACGUCAACGUCGGCUACGCAGCCCGCCUUUCUGUAGUUUGCGGAGUUGCUGGUGGGGUGUUUUGCGCUCUCUACUAUGCGUUUUUUGUUCGCCGCCAGGAGCACCGGCCGCUGGCGAAGCGCUCACGGUUUGCGCCGCUGGUGCCGGCGACCCUCAUCGAGAAGGAGAAGCUGACGGGGUCUAGCAUGAUGCUGCUGCGCUUCGCGCUGCCCAACAGUUACGACUACUGCGGGUAUCAACCGGUGAGUUCGGUGCGGGUCACCUCCGGCACCGUGCGUGGGAUGGGGCCUGUGAGCCGCUGGUACACACCGGUCAGUCACCCGGAGCAGCGGGGGAUCGUGGAGUUCGCGAUUAAAGACCGCGACCCCGGACGCAUGGCGGCGCGACUGCGGUCUCUCGAGCGCGGCGAUCGGGUCUACCUCGGCCGCUGGAUGCGGGAGUUUCCGUACAGGCGGAACACGUACGGGGAGCUGGGCCUCGUCUGCACCACCUCGGGUGCCUCCAUCGCGUUGCAGCUGAUGAAGGUGCUGGACAACGACAAGGCGGAUAGCACAAAGCUGCGUCUCCUGUACUGCCACCAAACGGCAAAGGACAUCCCCUUUCGCGAGGUCUUUGACGCCUACGCCAGGCGAAAUCCUGGCAGAAUCACCGCCAACUACAACGUCCUCUCCCUGGGCAAGCAAACACAGGCCGAGGGUGUACGGCUGGGUGAUAACUUUUUUCUCGGGAACAUUGAUCCAACUGUAGUGGAAAAGGCGCUGCCACCCCCCGCUAUCGCUGAUCCCGCGACAGGGAAGCUUGUACGGCCCAAGAUCCUUGUCUGUGGGCCGCAGAGUAUGCUGCUGCCUCUUUGUGGACGGGUGAGCACGUUAGGCAACUACUACUAUUGGCAGGGACCAUUCUACAAGUAUUGUGGCUUUCUGCGGGACAUGGGGUAUGUCCGCAGCCAGGUCUACAAGUUUGGCGUCACUACCAACCUUUUGGCCUACCAGUAG